CUAUGCUAUAUCAAAAAGUAGCCAUCCAGCAUGUUUUAUCUAUUGUGGCAGCCCUUGCUCACAAAAAGGUUGGAGACCCCUGGUUUAGUUAAAUGUGGUUGAUUAUCACUGUUGUUGUUAUUUUAAUAGUAUAAAUUAAUUUAUAAUUAAAUAGGAAUAUCGCGUUAUAAUGCAUAACGGUAUCUUCUGUUUGUUGUUUUUCAGACGAAACAGCAGAUGACCAAAGCAUUCAUCUUUUCCUGGACAUCUCCUGUUGUGUGGAUGACUAUGUGGAUGAAGAGGGGGAAAUCCUUGCUGAGGAGCAGAGUGAAGCCUAUCCUCACAUACAAGAUGGGGAGGAGCAUGGAAGUGAUCAGUCCAGAAGUAAAAAAAACAGAACACUUGUUGAUGAAACUUUUGGCCAUGAUGAAAUUGACUGGUAUCCUCCGUGACGACUUCUUACAGUAUGUGGUUUGUCCAAAAUGUAUGACAGUGUACAUGCUUACUGAAACCUAUGAGCGCAGACGGGAUGGUACAAAGGUUUGCAGGACUUGUGGUCACAUCCCGUUCUACAAUCACCCACAGCAGAGAUCUGCAUUAAGGAAGAAAUAUGGCUCUGCCUUGCUAAGAAAGGCUACAUAUUCGAGCGGUGAAGAGUAUGUCCAUCCAAUACGUUCUUACUGUUACGAGAGUGUUGUGCAGUCUCUGGGAGGACUUGUUAAAAGACUUGGAUUUGAAGAGAAAUUAGAUGAAAGGCGAAAGCGGGAACUGCCAAAGGGUGUGUUAGGAGAUGUAAAUGAUGGACAAGUAUGGCAGGAUUACCAGUAUGUGAAUUCAAUAAACUGUAGUCAUGCCACUAUGCACAGUAUUUGAGCUGUGAUGUAAUUGCACAAGUUACCUUGCUUCAUUCCCAUCCGGACAGACAUUUUGUUGUUUGACAUGUUGUUUGAUGGUGUUUGCAUAGAAUGCACAAAUUGAGCCUGAUUAAAACUCUGUUAAAACAAUUAAAAUUGUUGAAAUAAAUA
Molecule: messenger RNA, 1004 nt
Organism: Misgurnus anguillicaudatus (oriental weatherfish)
Lineage: Eukaryota; Metazoa; Chordata; Actinopteri; Cypriniformes; Cobitidae
Source: RefSeq, a predicted model, not a curated record